AGUCUCUAAAAAUAUAAAAAUGGCCGCAAAUAACGUCGCAAACUCUGUGGGGCACAUUUCCAGAAAAGCUUCCUGUCCUCAACCAAAUAUGGAUUUUGUUUCAGCUGACGUAAACGAAGUUUUGCAGGACGCCCGUGAAAUUUUAACAAAUAAAGAGCAUCGUGAAAAGCAUCCGAAUGAAAGAAUUUUGGAUGAGUCUACAACCGUAAAAGUUACAAAAACGGGUGGGGAUGAAGACCCUAUGGAAAUUACAGUUUUGCGUCAACGACUUUUGGAACGGGAUGAGGAGGAGUUUGAAACGGUUACGGCAGAUAGGGAUGAUAGAGGAUGGUCAAGCGAUACGGACCUCGUUUCCCCGCCACAAAGAACUCGUCUCCCAUCAAUCCACAAAUGCUCACACAAUAACAAAAAGGUUCAGAGCAGCGGAAAUUUGCCAGAAGAAAUGACAAAUGAAAGGCACAUGAAUGUCAUUUACCGUCGUCGGCACAAAGAAGAUUUUUGGCAAAGAGACGAUUUGGUUGGUACAGGAAAGGCAAUUAGUGAUGAAAUUCUUAGUAAUGUUGCGACUCGGGGAGGUGAAGAUGAUGCUCAAUUGAAGGUUGAAAUAACAGAACACUGUAGAACUGAAACGAGUGGUGCUCAUUUGAUUCAACAGACUUGGGAAGCUACUUGGACAGUCCAAACAUUCCAUUCACUUCCAGAUUGGCUACAGGACAACGAUUUUUUGCAUACCGGUCACCGCCCUCCUUUGCCCAGCUUUGCGGCGUGUUUCAAAUCAAUUUGGUCACUUCAUACCGAAACGGGAAAUAUUUGGACUCAUUUAGUUGGGUGUUUGGCAUUUUUCUUUCUCGCCCUAUGGUUCCUAACACGUCCAGAGACUCAUAUACAAUUUCAGGAAAAAUUGGUUUUCUCUUUCUUUUUUGCUGGUGCCAUUCUUUGUCUAGGACUUUCUUUUACAUUCCACACAGUUUCUUGUCAUUCAAAAUAUGUUGUGCGGAUAUUUAGCAGACUCGACUAUAUGGGCAUUUCCUUGCUGAUUGUUGGCUCGUUCAUUCCUUGGAUUUAUUAUGGAUUUUAUUGUAGAAGAGAACCAAAAAUUAGUUAUAUUGCGAUGAUUGGUGUUCUUGGUCUAUCCGCUAUUGUAGUUUCUCUUUGGGAUAAAUUCAAUGACAAAAGAUAUAGACCUAUGCGUGCAGGAAUAUUUUCAUUUAUGGGCUGUAGCGGAGUAGUUCCAACAAUUCAUUUUGCAUACACUGACGGAAUGCAUCGAUUAAUUGAAGAUAAUAGUUUUUAUUGGCUUAUAGCAAUGGCUUUGCUUUAUUUAUUUGGGGUUGUGCUUUAUGCUACUAGAACGCCUGAACGAUUCUUUCCUGGAAAAUGUGACUUGGUUUUCCAGUCCCAUCAGCUUUUCCAUCUCUGCGUUGUCUGUGCUGCUUUUGCUCAUUAUUAUGGAAUUUCUAAUAUGGCAAUGAAAAGACUGACAGGUACAUGUCCUGGCCACCACGAUUCGGUGGCAUCUGUUGUACAACACAAUGAACUUUAG
This is a messenger RNA of Meloidogyne enterolobii, 1543 nucleotides long. NCBI's taxonomy places the organism in Eukaryota, Metazoa, Nematoda, Chromadorea, Rhabditida, Meloidogynidae. The record is from the annotation of a GenBank genome assembly.